AUGGCGGUUCAAAUCAAGAUGGCGCUGAUGUUCCUGCUGGCGGGCCGUGCGCUCUGCGGCCACGAUCAAGACAAUGCGGACAGCGAUAAUAUCGAAUCUCGAGAACUGUAUCGUCGUUCUUGGCAAUACGAGGGCAUUCCCUACGAGGUCGCGGUUGCUAGACGACGCAGGCAGGAGACGAAGGGAGAAGAAGUUUCUGACCAGUCCAAUGAGAGCAGUAAGAUCACCAGUAUCACCACCAGCGCGCCCGAAAUCCCCCAAAACAUCCACCACUACCUCCACAACCAUGACAACAGGAAUGCCAACAACAACAACGACCACAACAACAACAGAAGGCCCCGUGCUUCCGCCGCUGCACCGCGCUACCGUCGCAUCUACAACUCUGAUGAGACGGCCAGGAUUGAACAGCAUCCGUAUCUGGCAGCUGUUCUGAUGAAUAACCAGCUGUGGUGCGGCGGCGCCAUCAUCAGCUCGGACCUCGUGCUGACAGCCGCACAUUGCCUGCAACUCCAAUACAACAACCGCUUCUUCCGCGAAUACGUCAAGAUGCUCACCGUCCGUAUCGGCUCCAGCAACGCCACGGCCGGCGGCGAGGUCCUCCGAGUCGAUGAGAUCUUCUUCCACCCGAACUAUAAGCCAGACACGCUAGCCUUCAACUAUGCUGUUGUGAGACUGCAUAAGAAUAUCACGUUUUCGGCGCUGAAUGUGUCCAAGAUUGAGUAUUCGAAGAGAAAGGAUGUGACCAUUGACAAGACUAUAACCUUUUUGGGAUGGGGAUCUGUGCUGGGGAUGGGCGACAAAGGAGGAGCAGUGUUGCUCCAGAAGGUGGACCUUCCCGUCUACGACAAGGCCGACUGCAUCGACGUUUAUGGAAAGGAAUUGGUUUCAUUCAGCACCUUCUGCGCCGGCUUUAUCAGCAAGAUCAAGAAUGUUUGUAACCAUGAUGCCGGCGGCCCAGCCAUAAUGGACGGACAGCUGGUCGGCAUCCUCUCCUUCUCCGCCAAACGCUGCGACGAGGCGGACAAGCCAGCCGUCUUCGCUAGUACCGGCGCCGCUGCCGAGUGGCUGGAUAGCAUCCCGGUCAUUAGAAAAAAGAGCGAGGACCUAGCUCGCGGCUGGAUGAACGGCAUAGAAUGAAACAAUAAUAAACGUAAAUCAAUAUAUUUGCUCUAAUACUGUA
Molecule: messenger RNA, 1180 nt
Organism: Leguminivora glycinivorella
Lineage: Eukaryota; Metazoa; Arthropoda; Insecta; Lepidoptera; Tortricidae
Product: trypsin-1-like
Exons: 8
Coding region: 1-1137 (378 amino acids)
Biological process (GO): proteolysis
Molecular function (GO): serine-type endopeptidase activity
Source: RefSeq, a predicted model, not a curated record